AUGAUUGAUGAAAAAGGUUUAUCUUUAGAAAUGCCAGCUCAUAAUCAAUCUUCUGAUCUUUCCCAAGAUAGAUGCCAUAUUGAUACUACUAUUAGUGGAUAUCAAAAAAGUGAUACGCAAAGGUUAGCAAAAAAGUGA
Molecule: messenger RNA, 138 nt
Organism: Dentiscutata heterogama
Lineage: Eukaryota; Fungi; Glomeromycota; Glomeromycetes; Diversisporales; Gigasporaceae
Source: the annotation of a GenBank genome assembly